This is a messenger RNA of Microsporum canis CBS 113480, 990 nucleotides long. RefSeq lists its product as hypothetical. The coding region runs from base 1 to 990 and encodes 329 amino acids. Lineage: Eukaryota; Fungi; Ascomycota; Eurotiomycetes; Onygenales; Arthrodermataceae. The transcript has a single exon. The record is from RefSeq and is a predicted model, not a curated record.
AUGGCUUCCGAGGUUUCUGUGCUGACGGUGCAGCUCCCUGCUGAGCCUCCGUCGAAACCGCUUGAUACCCGACAGUUUACCAAACUGCGAUUCCCAUCAUCCAUCCCGCAACAGCAGCAUCACCAGCAUCACCAGCAUCACCAGCAUCACCUACGACAGGACAACCAGCGUCGGAAUGACUACCUGAGGCCGUCAGGCCUCCCUCGAGGAGACCAUGGCCCUAACGUGCCACGAGUGCGCAGCCGCGAGAAACUUCUGCCAACUCCUCCCGGUACUCCGACCCAGCGAUACUACCGCCCUCGCCAACAACAUGUUCAACCUCCUCCCGCACCCGCCGCCCUCCCUCCCUCCUCCUCUCCUUCUGCUCCUCGGCCAAUAAGCCAUUCCUCAAUCGGAUCACAGUACUCGGACUCGAACCAGCAGCGCGAGAACUCCUCGGCCUCCAGCUCUCCCCUCUCACGCACCCCCGUAUCGGCAUCUGAGCUGGAUCGCCCGGCAGAUACGUCGAUGAAACUCGCGGACCGGCCGAAAAGCGGCUGCUCGGCGCAUUCGUCCGGCCCGCCCAAGAAGGUGGAAUACAUCACUCCGCCGCUCAACAAUUCGCAUUUCUCCUGCUACCAGUAUCACACCACCUUCGUACGGAGUAGCAAUGCCUUGUACCCGUUGACUUGCAUGACCUGUCUCAAGGCCGACCAGGAAGUACGAUGGCGCUGCGUCUUCUGCUGUCUGCGAAUCUGCAGCGACUGCGUCAAGGGCAUCAAGUCCUGCAAGGACCGCUCCCUCAUCGAAUUCAUGGAGAAGCUGGUCAUGGACCUUGAAGCUGCCGGUGCCGCUGAGUCGGAGAAGGCUGACUCUGAAAAGGCAGUCUCUGAAAUGGCAGUCUCUGAAAAGGCAGUCUCUGAAAAGGCAGUCUCUGAAAAGGCAGUCUCUGAAAAGGCAGUCUCGGAGGUGUCGGAGCCAGGGGAUAUAUCAAACCCUCUCCAGGCUUAA